Molecule: messenger RNA, 930 nt
Organism: Knipowitschia caucasica
Lineage: Eukaryota; Metazoa; Chordata; Actinopteri; Gobiiformes; Gobiidae
Source: the annotation of a GenBank genome assembly
AUGGGGUUUGGAUGGGUGUGGGGGGGGUGGGGGGGGGGUGUAGGGGUGGUGUGGUGUGGAGGGGUUUGUGGGUUGUGGGGGUUGGGGGGGGGGUUAGGUUGGUGUGAUUAUGGAAAGUUUGGGGAUAUGGGGUGGAUGGGAUUUGGAUGGUGGUGGAGGGAUGGGGGGGGAUUUUAUUGGGUUGAUGGUUUUUGUGGGGGGGGGGUUUUAGGUAUGUGGUUUUGUUUGGGGGGAUGUGAGGGGAGAGUUUGGGGGGGAGGUUGUUUUGUGUUUUGUGGGUGGGUGUGGUGUGGGUGGUGUUUGGUGUUUUGGGGGUUGGGUAUGGUGGGUGUUGGUGUGGUUGUUUGUUGUUUUGGGAUGGGGGGGUGUUGUGGGGGGAGGGGGGUAGGGAGGUGUUGGGGGGGGGGGUUGGGGGGGGGGGGGGGGGUUGAUGGUUUGGGGUGGGGGGGUGGUGGUUAUGUUGGGGGGUUGGUGGGUGGGGGGGGGGGUUGGUGUGUGGUGGUUAGGUGGUGUGAUGGUUGUUGUUUUGGGGGGGGGUGGGGGUUGUUUUGUGGGGGGGGUUUGGGGUGUGGGGGGGGUGUUUGGGGGGGGGGGUGUUGGGGUGGUUGGGGGGGGGGGUGGGUGGUGGGGGGGGGGGGGGGGUGGGGGGGUUGGGGGGGUGUGUUUGGGGGGGUAGUGGGGGGGGGGGGGGGGGGGGGUGGGGGGGGGGGGUGGUGGGGGGGGGGGUUUGUUGUGUUGGUUUGGGUUGUGGGAUGUGGUUGUGUGGGGUGUGGGUUGGGGGGGGGGGGGGGUGUGUGUUUGAGGUUUGUGGUGUGUUUGGGGUGGGGGGGGGGGGGGGGGUGGGGUGGUGGGUGGUUAGGGUGGUUUGGGGUUAAGGGUAUGGUUUUUAGAGGGUAUGUUGGGUUGGGGGGGGGGUUAGUGGGGGUUUGA